AUGGAACCCGAGAUGGUGAGCACCACGGUGGACAACGCCCCUGCUUUUUUACAAUUAAAAGAAAAGUACAAACAAGAAUUGGUGGAAGAUACUCGCUUGAGUAAAGCCGCGGAUUUGGCGGCCAGACAACAUGUGCUCUUGACCAGCGAGGUCCCGGAUGCCUGGAAACGACCGCAACUCAAAGCCGUGAGCCGUCAAUUACGCCAUUGGACCAAAAAAGUGCGUCAACCCUUUGGAGCGCCGGCGGGGGGUGUGCGCGCUGCAGGAGCUGCCACGCCUGGCGAGGAUGAUGAUUUUGAGGCGGGACCGAUGCAAGCGUGGUUCACGCAGUUGGUCAAGGCCACCCAAGGUAUAAAACAAGGGUCCACGCCGGCUGGACCCAGAAAACCACCUGUCCCGCCUAAACCGAACAUCACCCCCAGUGCUAAAAAGAAACUCAAGUUUACGCCUCAACCGAGCAGCGCUGAGUUGGCACACGAGUUGCCUUUUUCAGACACGCACGGUACAGCACCCUGGGAAACCCCUAAAGAACGGGCGGACUCUAUCACGAAAUCGGUCACGCGUGAUAUUCGCAAACGCACGACGGACGCUGCCAAAAAGAAAGCCACCAGUAUCGCCAAAAAGAAAGCUGCUGGGUGGGCCAAGAAAGCCUUGGAUUGGAAAUCGUGGAAAACCCCGUGA
Porites evermanni is the source of this 681-nucleotide messenger RNA. NCBI's taxonomy places the organism in Eukaryota, Metazoa, Cnidaria, Anthozoa, Scleractinia, Poritidae. The record is from the annotation of a GenBank genome assembly.